Messenger RNA from Scatophagus argus, 8650 nucleotides. RefSeq names its product Down syndrome cell adhesion molecule-like protein 1 homolog. NCBI's taxonomy places the organism in Eukaryota, Metazoa, Chordata, Actinopteri, Scatophagidae. The record is from RefSeq and is a predicted model, not a curated record. The coding region runs from base 371 to 6664 and encodes 2097 amino acids. Gene Ontology annotation, biological process: axon guidance; homophilic cell-cell adhesion; dendrite self-avoidance. The transcript is spliced from 35 exons. Gene Ontology annotation, molecular function: cell-cell adhesion mediator activity. Gene Ontology annotation, cellular component: plasma membrane; axon.
GGUGACUUGAAGGUACGUUCUGGACUUUGGAGCUCCGUCAAGCUGCCGGACAAAAGCUGAAUUUGCCCCCCCCCGCAUUAGUGAGUGUAGCUCACCUCUCCAACCCAGCGCAUCCUUAGGAUACUGGGGGUGGAGCGACGGCGCUCUGUCCCGGUAAGGGGAGGAGAGAACGGGGAGCAGAGGCGGUACUUUCUCCGCGGCUCGUUUCUCGGCGCUGGAGAGUGUGGGACCAGGGCUGGAGAGACCGCCGGGGAGCAUCAGCAGAACCAGUCCAGCACGGAGUCUCGCCUGGCCGACCGCUGCGCCGUGCACUCUUUUUUUGGGGGGGGACUGCACAACAUUCCUGUGAAAUAUAACUGCUUUUAAUGGCAUGUGGCUUGUAACUUUACUUCUGCUGUAUUCUUUGCAAGAAGUCAACAGUGAGGAUGUUGUCUCUACACGGCUGUACUUUGUGAACGCCUCCCUGCAGCGGGUGACCUUCUCCAGCUCGGUGGGGGUGUCCCUGCCCUGCCCUGCGGGCGGCGCCCCCCAUGCCGUCCUGCGCUGGUACCUGGCCGCCGGAGACGACAUUUACGACGUGCCCCAUAUCCGCCACGUGCAUGCCAACGGCACCCUUCAGCUCUACCCGUUCUCCCCCUCUGCCUAUAACAGCAUUAUCCAUGACAACGAGUACUUCUGCACUGCUGAGAACCAGGCGGGCAAGAUUCGUAGCCCCAGCAUCCACGUCAAAGCAGUGUUCAGGGAGCCCUACACAGUCCGUGUGGCCGACCAGCGCUCCAUGCGGGGUAAUGUCGCCGUGUUCAAGUGCCUCAUCCCCUCAGCCGUCCAGGAGUACGUCAGCGUGGUGUCCUGGGAGAAAGACACUGUCUCCAUUGUCCCAGGUAACCGUUUCUUCCUGACCUCAUUUGGCGCUCUGUAUAUCUCAGAAGUGCAGAAGGAAGAUGCUCUGUCCACCUACCGCUGCAUAACAAAGCACAAGUACAGUGGAGAGACUCGCCAGAGCAAUGGAGCCAGGCUCUCUGUUAUGGACCCUACGGAGUCCACCCCGUCAGUGCUGGACAGUUUCCAGUCCGGUGAGGUGCAAGUGGGGCACAGUGUGGAGCUGCCCUGCAUCGCAUCCGGAUAUCCCAACCCCACCAUCCGAUGGCUAAAGGACGGUCGGCCAUUACCUUCAGACUCCCGCUGGACGCGGCGCAUCACCGGCCUCACCAUUUCCGACUUGAGGCUCGAGGACAGUGGCAACUACAUCUGUGAGGUCACCAACAGCUUUGGCUCCAAAGAGGUGACAGGUCACCUCAAUGUCAUAGAGCCACUGCGGGUCACUUUGUCUCCCAAGAACCUGAAGACGGGGAUCAGCAGCACGGUCAUCCUGUCCUGUGCCGUCCAGGGUUCCCCCCACUUUAUCGUGUCCUGGUACCGUAACACAGAACCUGUGCUGCCUGAUCAACACUUUUCCAUCCAGGGGGCUCAUAAUGAGACGUUGUUCAUUUCCGCUGCACAAAAGAGGCACUCGGGAGCUUACCAGUGCUUUGCCACGCGCAAGGGCCAAACUGCACAGGACUUUUCCAUCAUACUGCUGGAAGAUGGUACACCCCGUAUCGUUGCCUCCUUCAGCGAGAGGGUCGUGGUCCCGGGUGAACCGUUUUCCUUGAUGUGUGCCGCCAAAGGAGCACCUCCUCCCACCAUCACCUGGACCCUGGAUGACGAGCCUGUGGCCCGGGACCUGUCUCGUGUCAGAGCCAGCCAGUACACGCUAUCCGACGGCAGCACCGUGAGCCACGUCAACGUCAGCAGCCCGCAGAUUCGCGAUGGAGGAGUGUAUCGGUGCGCCGCACGAAACUCGGCUGGUAGUGCCGAGUACCAAGCGCGCAUAAACGUAAGAGGUCCUCCGAGAAUUCGGCCCAUGAAGAACAUCACGGCAGUGGCUGGAAGAAACACGUUCAUAAACUGCCGUGUGAUUGGGUACCCUUAUUACUCAAUCAACUGGUACAAGGAGGGGCUUCUGCUGCCUGACAACCAUCGCCAGGUGGUGUAUGAGAACGGGACUCUGAAGCUCAGCGAUGUUCAGAAGGGGAUGGACGAGGGGGCCUACGUCUGCAGCGUGCUCAUCCAACCGCAGCUGUUCAUCACGCAGACCGUCUACGUCACAGUCAAAGUUCCUCCGCUGAUCCAGCCAUUUGACUUUCCGCCGACUUCCAUCGGUAAAUUGAUGUACAUCGCCUGCGUGGUGUCAUCGGGAGACAUGCCCAUACGCAUCACGUGGCGCAAGGACGGGCAGGAGAUCGUGCCCUCCUCGGGCAUCACCAUCGACACAAAGGAGUUCAUGAGCUCCCUCCAGAUAUCCAAGGUGUCGCUCAAACACAAUGGCAACUACACCUGCAUCGCCAGCAAUGAUGCUGCCACUGUCAGCACAGAAAGGCAGCUCACAGUUACAGUGCCUCCUCGGUUUGUAGUGCAACCCAACAACCAGGAUGGGAUCUAUGGGAAGGCAGGAAUCCUAAACUGUUCUGUUGAUGGGUACCCUCCUCCUAAGGUCAUGUGGAAACAUGCCAAAGGUGCACUAGCGGGUAUUGGGAAUCCGCAGCAGUACCACCCUGUGCCUCUGACGGGCCGUAUCCAGAUCAUGAAUAACGGCUCUCUGCUCAUCAGACAUGUCUUGGAAGAGGACCGUGGCUUCUACCUCUGUCAGGCCUCCAACGGUGUAGGCUCAGACAUCAGCAAGAGCAUGGUCCUCACUGUUAAGAUCCCAGCAAUGAUCACCAGUCACCCCAACACCACCAUGGCUAAGAAGGGUCACGUGAAGGAGCUGAACUGCACAGCCAGGGGAGAGUGGCCCAUCAUCAUCCGCUGGGAGAGAGGCGACACGGUCAUUGACCCUGACCGCAACCCCCGGUACUCCAUUACUACAAGUCCCAAUGAGAAGACAGACGAGGUGUUGUCUACACUCAAGCUAAAACCAGCAGAGCGUGAGGAUUCAGUCUUCUUUUCUUGUCAUGCCAUCAACUCUUACGGAGAAGGACGAGGCCUUAUCCAGCUCACUGUGCAAGAGCCCCCAGACCCUCCAGAGUUGGAGGUGCGAGAAGUGAAAGAUCGCAGCAUGAAUCUUCGGUGGACCCAGAGAUUUGAUGGAAACAGCGUCAUUACCUCCUAUGACAUCGAGUACAAGAACAAGACAGAUUCCUGGGAGCUGAAACAUGCCACACGAAACAUCUCCCCCACGAACAAUCAGGCCAACAUUGUGGACCUUCACCCUGCCUCCGUCUACAGCAUCCGCAUGUACUCCUACAAUGCCAUAGGCAAAAGCGAGGCCAGUAAGGAGCUCACCAUCAGCACGGAGGAAGCACAGCCUGAUGGUCCUCCCAUGGAUGUAAUCUUGCAGCCGGUGACCUCUCAGAGCAUCAGGGUCACCUGGAAGGCCCCCAGGAAGGAGCUGCAGAACGGGGUGAUCCGGGGUUACCAGAUCGGCUACAGAGAGAACGGUCCGGGCAGUAAUGGCCAGUACAGCAUAGUGGAAAUGAAGGCUACUGGCGACAGUGAGGUCUACACUCUAGACAACCUGAAGAAGUUUGCCCAGUAUGGUGUGGUUGUCCAGGCCUUCAACAGAGCCGGCACUGGGCCCUCUAGCUCAGAAAUCAAUGCUACCACACUGGAAGAUGUGCCCAGCCAGCCUCCUCAAAAUGUUCGAGCCAUUUCUGUAACAUCAGACGAGGCAGUCAUCACAUGGGCUGAACCGCCCAGGAUGACACUGCAUGGCGUGUUGAAGGGAUAUCGUGUCGUAUUCUGGGCUGUCUUCCCAGAUGGAGAAUGGGGUGAAAUGCAAAACAUCACAACCACCAAGGAGCAGGUAGAGCUCAAAGGCCUGGAGAAGUUCACCAACUACAGCAUCCAGGUGCUGGCCUACACCCAGGCUGGAGACGGGGUCCGUAGCAACGUCCUUUAUAUCCAAACUCGUGAAGAUUACCCUGGACCCCCAGCUGGCAUCAAAGCUGUGCCCUCCUCUGCCAGUAGUGUUGUGGUGUCCUGGUUACCUCCUCAUAAACCAAAUGGAAUCAUCCGCAAGUACACCAUCUACUGCUCCAGCCCCGGAUCAGGCCAACCGCUGCCCAGUGAGUACGAAGCCAAUCCAGAGUUGCUGUUCUACCGAAUCACUCACCUCAACCACCGUCAGCAGUACCUGAUCUGGGCUGCGGCUGUCACCACUGCAGGCCGGGGUAACUUCAGCGACAAGGUCACCGUGGAGCCAGCAGCAAAGGCUCCGGCUAAGAUCCUGUCAUUUGGAGGCACAGUGACCACUCCUUGGAUGAAGGAGGUGCGACUGCCCUGCAGCUCAGUAGGAGAGCCUACACCCUCUAUAAAAUGGACCAAAGACAGUGAGGACACAGCUAUCCCAGUGUCUCUAGAUGGACAGCGUCUCAUUCUGGCCAAUGGGACGCUGGUGCUGCGCUCUGUCAAAGCUGAAGAUUCUGGUUACUACACCUGCACGGCCACCAACACGCUGGGCUUUGACACUAUCAUAGUCAACCUUUUGGUGCAAGUCCCUCCAGACCAGCCUCGUCUAACCGUCUCCACCACCUCCACCUCCUCCAUCACUCUGACCUGGAUACCCGGAGACAACGGAGGCAGCUCUAUCAGAGGUUUUGUGCUGCAGUACUCUGUAGACAACACAGAGGAAUGGAAGGAUGUUUUCAUCAGUUCGAGCGAGCGCUCCUUCAAGUUGGACAACCUGCGCUGUGGCACCUGGUACAAAGUCAAGCUGGCUGCAAAGAACAGCGUUGGAGCCGGACGCAUCAGUGAGAUCAUUGAGGCAAAGACCCAUGGGCGAGAACCCCAGUUCAACAAGGAUCAGCCUGUCUUUACCCACAUUAACUCCAGCCACGCCCGCCUCAAUCUGCAGGGGUGGGCAAGUGGAGGCUGUCCAAUCAGCUCCGUUACGCUAGAGUUUAGACCCAAAGGCACGUGGGCAUGGCAGAAUGUACGGACCAAUGCCACCACAGACGUGUUCCUGGCAGAGCUGCGUGAGGCCACCUGGUAUGAGCUGAAGAUGAAGGCCUGUAACAGCGCUGGCUGUGGCAACCAGAGCUCCCAGUUUGCAACACUGGACUAUGACGGUAGCACGAUUCCACCAAUCAAAUCCCCCCUGGAAAAGAACGAUGAUGUGAAGAAGCUGUUUUCUAUUGGCUGUCCUGUGAUCUUGGUCACUCUGGGUGUUGCACUGCUCUUCAUCAUUCGCAAGAAACGCAAGGAAAAGAGGCUGAAGAGACUAAGAGAUGCCAAAAGCCUGGCAGAGAUGCUGAUAAGUAAAAACAACCGCAGCUUUGACACCCCAGUGAAGGGGCCUCCUCAGGGCCCACGAUUACACAUUGACAUCCCCAGAGUGCAGCUGCUGAUUGAGGACAAAGAAGGCAUCAAGCAAAUUGGUGAGGACAAAGCCACUAUCCCUGUGACAGACACAGAGUUCAACCAAACUGGGAACCCUCAGAGCUUCUGCACAGGUGUGUCUGUCCAUCAUCCAGCCCUCAUCCAGAACACCGGCCCUUUGAUUGACAUGUCAGACAUCAGACCAGGGACCAACCCAGUGUCGAGGAAGAGUGUCAAGUCAGCCCAUAGCAUCAGGAACCGCUACUCCAGUCAGUGGACUCUGACCAAGUGCCAGGCCUCCACACCAGCUCGCACUCUCACCUCAGACUGGCGCACAGUUGGCUCCCAGCAUGGCAUCACUGUCACAGAGAGUGACAGCUACAGUGCCAGCCUCUCACAGGACACAGAUAAGGGUCGCAACAGCAUGGUGUCGACAGAGAGCGCCUCCUCCACCUACGAGGAGCUGGCAAGAGCAUAUGAGCAUGCCAAGCUAGAGGAACACCUGCAGCAUGCCAAGUUUGAGAUUACUGAGUGCUUUAUCUCUGACAGCUCAUCUGAUCAGAUGACCACAGGUACCAAUGACAAUGCAGACAGCAUGACGUCCAUGAGCACACCGUCGGAGCCUGGUAUCUGCCGUUUCACUGCCUCACCACCUAAACCCCAGGACUAUGAUCGUGGCAAGAAUGUAGCCGUGCCCAUUCCACACCGCGCCAAGAGUGACUACUGCAACCUACCGCUCUACAUGAAGUCAGAUUCCUUCUUCCGAAAGCAGUCGGAGCAUCAUGACCCAUGUCCAGUGGUUCCACCACGUGAAGCCUCUAUUCGUGGCCUCGCCCAGCGGGCAUACCACACCCAGGGCCGUCAUGUGACUAUGGACUCUGCAAAGCAGCAGGCCCUAAGCAUGGGCCACUCUGGCCUGUCCAACCUUACUUCCUCUGGGGCUUCCUCUGGAGGAGCAGGAGGUGGUGGUGGAGGUAGUGGGAGUGGAGGAGUGUCUGCUAGCUCUAGCAGCUCCACACUUCCUCAGAGGACUCUCACCAUGCCUGGCUCCUCAGCCUCAGUGGCCCAGAGUGCAGCGGCUGCUGCUGCUGCUACCGCUGCAGCUGCUGGGGCGUCGUCAUCCUCCGGUGGAGGUGGGGUAGCAGGGGCCACAGGAGGGACUCCUGGAGGUGCCUCCUCUUCCUCCUCCAAGGUGGGAGGAUCCAGAGACUCUCUCCUGGAGAGCAGCUCCUCUGGCUUAGGUAGACUACAGAAGCAGAGGGAUGGAGGCGCAGGGGCCUACUCCAAGUCGUAUACACUGGUGUAGCCUGCCAUCACUGCGGCCUGUCACUGUAACUCUUAAUGCUGGUCAAGCCAGCACUUGCCUGGAGCCUCUAUGGAAAAAUGGGGUGAGGAACAUACACAUGCACAGCUGACCCGUCAGUGCCUGCGCUGUGCCGGGCUGCAGGGGGCUGGAUGGGUUCCCAUUGACACUAUUGUAGGAAGGGGUCAGAGUUGGGUCUCCACAGCACAGGGGUUUGCCUUUCUUUCUGCCUGGUUGCUUUCUAUUAUUAUUGUGUCAUCUUUCUCUAUCUCUUAUGUCAUCACCCUGAAAGUCACUUGCCAAAACAUAAAUGAUUUAUCUGUUCACUUCAUAUUUUCAUUUUCUGAUAAAGACAGAGUACUUAUGCACAAAAUGCUUUCCACAUGCGCUGUCUUGUUUUCUAGAUCAAGACAGUCGUAGAAUGAACCAGGUUGCUUGAGUUUUUGAGGUUUUUAGGUUUUAAAACAUGUUACUUUUCUGGUCUCUGAUGGAAGAAGAGCUCAUAUCACAGCAUUGUGCCAUGGCAAGAUGCUUUUACCGUAUGCAUAAACCACUAACCUUGGUGUUACACAGGCUCUGAGAGGUUAAUCCAUCGUGGAUCCAUACUAGAGGCAAUGGAAGGACUGUCGUCUCAGUACAAGUUUUGAGAAUUUUCUUAUACAUGCAAUGGAUGACACAGCAUAGUGGUCUUAAUUGAUGCUUUUAUAAAGAGACUCAAACCAGAGGGGACAAAAAAAUGUCAAGCAUCAUCAAGUGAAAGAUGAAUCAAAACCGUUUUUUUUUUUUUUCCCCUGUAAGUUUUCUGUUUAUUUUCCGAUGAUGGAAAUAUAAUCUCAUGUGCACUAAGAAAAAGUUGGAAUGGAUCCAAGUAACAGAAACCAUCACAAGCCUGCGUGUGUGUGCGUGUGGGUGUAUAUGUGUAAAUAUAUAUAUGUAUACAUGUGGCAGGCACACACCAACAGUGGACCUUUUUGAAAUCAAUCUGUAUGCUGACCUCUUGGGCAGAUGUCUGUGUCAAAACUGAACCCCCAACACACACACACACACACACACACACACACACACACACACACACACACACACCCCGACACUGUUCAUUUUGUACCCGGAUUCGGGGACAGUAACAGUGAUGAUGCUGACAAUGUAACACUAUUUGGUCCAGCAUUUUGAACUUUGUUUUGUUAAGUGUGAUUGACGGCAUUGCUUAAAUGAGAAAUACUCAAGAGGUAGUGGGUUCAUUGCAGAUGAUAAGAAAGAGGUUUCUUUCUUUCUUUUCCUGCCUCGGAACAAAGAAGGAAGAGACUCUUUGACGAUUCAUCAAGGUGCCACAAUGCUAUUAUUUUUUGUUUAACCCAUUUGACCUGUACCCACUUUUUUCCCCCUAUCUAUCCUAACCCACCAUCACUCCGACCCACCCAGUCCCCCCUUCAUCGUAUCCAUACAGUGUCACUGUGACCCUCUGCUAGCAUACUGGCUAGCUGAAAAUACAGAAAGACUGAGAGAAGAGGUCUAAUAUGCACAGACAGGCAGAAAUGCUAUUUGACGUUCAAUGACAACUUGAAUGGAGUGACAUGUUGCAAACAUACAGCAAAUUUAUUCAGAUGUAUACAAGAAAAAACAUAUUUGUGUGGAAUGAUCUUGAACUUACGAACAGACAGUGACUUUGAGAUUAUAGAUGGAGGAUUUAAGUGUUGAUAGAAUUUGCAGUUGGGUUAGGGAAACGGGGAGAGGGCGGGACGCACAGCAGAGAGAAACAGUUUUUCUUCAGAAAUAAGUGGUCUUCAAAACUGAAAGAUGUGUUUUCAAGUCCCUCAACCUCCAGAAAUUUAUUUUAGCUUUAUGCAUGGUACUGUAUCUUUUAACUUAAAGUUUAUUUCCGACCCCACUUCCCCCAUUUCUUCUUCCAAAGCUUAAUCCCAUAACAAAGAUCGUUCCAAAAAAAAAAAAGAAAAAAAAAAGAGUUGCUCCAAAUGUUUUGCAGUGGUAAAA